Molecule: messenger RNA, 1224 nt
Organism: Hydra vulgaris (swiftwater hydra)
Lineage: Eukaryota; Metazoa; Cnidaria; Hydrozoa; Anthoathecata; Hydridae
Source: RefSeq, a predicted model, not a curated record
CAUUGGUUUUUAAGUUUAAAACCUAUUUUUUUAAAUUUAAUUUAAAAACUUUAUUUUUCGUUGAAUUGUUUACAAUAGUUUUAUAAAAAAAUAUAAACUAAUUAAAAUCAACACAUUAAACUGUAUGAGACAAUACACACAAACAUUUAUAUCGUGAGUUAUAUAGAAUUUUUUUUUUUCAAGUUACAGUUUGUAUAUAUGUAUGCAUAUAAAGGUAUAUUACAAUUCUGGAAAUAAUAAAUGACAACAAAUUAAUUUUUUUCACGUAAAAUUUUAAACAUAAAAAACAAAAAACCACAAUAAAUCAAAAUAGAAAAAAUUUAAAAAAAUGAAUUCUUUUUGACAAAUUUUACAACGCCGCUUUAAAAUUCUAUUUUUGAACAUCUUUCGAAGAUUUUGUUUUUUAAUUGUUGUUUCAGAAAUACAAACAGCUGUGUUAUUACAAAACCAACACCACCUGAACAUUUGAGGGCAAUACAAUCAAGCUCACAUAUGUCUCAGGUUAAAAUCAAAGAAAAUGUCUCAAUAUCUAAAUAUCUCAACAAUGCACAAUCCAAACCAUCCGAGAGCCAGUCUGGUGUAUUACAACCGGAUGUUUUGUCAAGUCAAUUAAAAACUAUUGUUGAAACACCAGCGCAUGUGUUAACUUCGAUCAACUCAACUGUUCUUUUGGAGAGGUUAAUUACAACGCUUGAAGAGAUAAAAGAAAAUCAAAAGACUCAUUCUGUAAUGUUACAGUCUAUAAUGAGACAAAUAAAUACACCUCAGAUGGAAAAAGAUAAUGAAUUGCCUAUAGGCAUUCACCUUCCCAUUUCCAGUAUCGAAGAUAUGAAUAAUUUGGAGGAGCAACUAAAAGAUCGAUCAAUCAAGAGAACAUUGACUUCUAUUGUGUCUAAUAUUGGUGGAAGCUCAUUGGAUGAUGCCAUCAAAAGAAUGAUGAAAUUUAUUCUGUCUAAUAAUCUUGGAAGACUGUGCAAUCUCUCUGGGCAGGCUGGAAAAGUAUGUUUUUCGAAACUGGAAAUAUUUGAAGUAGUCUGUGGUGCAGUUAAAAGAAAUGCAUUGACCGCUAAUGCUACCCAAAAGGAGAUUGAGAUCGAGUUGCGCAAAUGGUUUGCCAACGCCCGAGAUCGAGGGCAAGGCAACCGGAAAUCAAAAGUAUCUGCAUCAGAUAAUACUGAUUUGUUUUAAUCAGAAAUAUAGUUAAACUUAAAAAAUAUUAGACUA